Cryptomeria japonica (Japanese cedar) is the source of this 619-nucleotide messenger RNA. RefSeq lists its product as uncharacterized. The transcript has 5 exons. Bases 41 to 619 code for a protein of 192 amino acids. NCBI's taxonomy places the organism in Eukaryota, Viridiplantae, Streptophyta, Pinopsida, Cupressales, Cupressaceae. The record is from RefSeq and is a predicted model, not a curated record.
UUAUUUUUAUGUCAUUUUCUAUUUUUUUAAGAAUGUGGUCAUGGAUGCUACCAAUUCUGCUAUGGGGGAUCCUCUGAUCUUAAAUGGUUUGAUUGAUAUGUUAAAAAAUGGACAAGGGCAACAAAUUACUAUGAUGGUGCAUGAGGCAAUCUCAAAAGUAACUCCAUCGAGCAUGAAUCUUGUUGGCAUGAAGGAUCUAGCUGUGCCCUCCACUACAUCUACUGUUGUGCCAAACGAUAUUUCAAGGAUUACUCCAACAAACACUAAUGUUCUUGAUGUGGGUUCAGUCAGAAUUCUCCCACCAACAACCGAACAAGUUUCCUUGAGGAGUCUCAUAGAUUCACAGUCAAGAGUACUAAGGCUCCUACCAGAUACUCCUGAAAAUGUUCCAACCAAACAAGAAAUACUUGUACAAAUUCAGUUAUGGGAAAGGGCAUUGUUGGAGAGUGCAGGGCCUACCUCAGAUGAACAGGUUCACCAAUUUCAAAAGGAAGCUUCAGAGGAUGACCUAAAAUAUUCUUUAUUACAUGGUUCCCAAGGCCUAGGACAACAUUUGGUAGAUCGAGGGGAGAUUUUAGUGAGUGGUCAUGAAUUUGAGGAAGCUCAACAAUUAAACUGA